UAUGCCCCAUUUCCUAACUAGUUGGACUAGGAAAAGAUCAGAAGAAAAAUUAAGCCAAAGCCACGGCCAGCUCCUACCUCUUUCUCUUUCUCUCUCUUUCACACUGGCCACUCCCCUCUAUUUACAUGCCUUUUUACACGGAAUUUCAUUGCACUGUUUUUUCAUUGUGCCCCCACAAAUACGUAGCCAUCACGUGGGUUAAACUGUAAUUUCCUCUUCCAAACUCACCAAUCACUUCUGCACAAGCCGCCUCAUAACCCAGUUUCCCACACUCACCUAGACAGAAAGAGCUAAAUCGAAGUUGGCUUUAAGCCUUUAAGAGAGAGAGAAGAGAGAGAAGAGAGAGAAGGAAGAGUUGCAUUUUAAGGCACUUUAAAGAGACUAAACUAAAGACUAAAAAUGAGUGAGCUUUAAAGACUAGAAGAUAUAGAAAGAUUCGAAAGAGAGAGAGAGAGAAAGAGGGAUUGGCUUAAUGAACAUGCCAAAAGAGUGGAGAAUUGAAGAGUUGAACUCCCUGGGAAUGGCAAGUUGAGUUAGGGUUUCGAAAUUCGCAUCCACUGCUUCUAACAGAGUAUAAGCCUGUUAUAAGAUCAUUAGUUGCAAUAGUACCGACAAAAAAACGAUACCGUAACCUCGCCGGAACAAGGGAAAACAAAGGGUUUAUCUUGCAAUUUGGCAACUUCAACAAAAUGUUGGAAUACGAAUGGGGAAACCCGUCAGCAAUAAUACUAUCGGGUGAAGAGCCCAACCAAGAAACCGACCCGAACCGUCAGAUUUUCGAUCACUAUGCCACCACCACCACGACCCAGCAAUCUUUCAACGACACUCUCCUUUCCCAUCAACACAGCACUGCCUUUACUCACCAAAACCAUUUCCAUAACCCUAACCAACCUCAAGCUCAACCUCAUCCCCACACCCAUCUUCACUCCCUUUAUGACCCACGAGCCUACUCUGGCGCGUCGGCUUACUCCACACCCCACCCUUCCUUUCUGUCCCUGGACCAUGUUUCCGAAGCCGGAGGAAGCGGAGGUGCUUACUUUCUGGUUCCGAAGACGGAGGAAGUUUCUAGGCCUGUUGACUUUACAGCGAGGAUUGGACUCAACUUAGGUGGCCGUACGUAUUUUUCCUCUGCCGAGGAUGACUUUGUAAACCGGCUUUAUCGCAGGUCUAGAACGGGAGAUCCCAGCUCGAACAACUCCCCCAGGUGCCAAGCUGAGGGUUGCAAUGCUGAUCUUACCCAUGCUAAGCACUACCACCGCCGCCAUAAAGUCUGCGAGUUCCAUUCCAAGGCCUCCACAGUCAUCGCCGGCGGUUUGACUCAACGAUUCUGCCAGCAGUGCAGCAGGUUUCAUCUUCUCUUAGAAUUCGACAAUGGAAAGCGUAGCUGUCGAAAGAGAUUGGCCGAUCACAAUCGUCGCAGGCGAAAAUCUCAACAACAACCCAACAAUCAAGAAAACCAGACGCACAACAUCCCGCUUGAAAAUGGCCGCAAUUCCACCUCUGAUAACCCCCCAAGGUCACCGCCGGAUUCUGGGAUUCAGUCUUCUUCAUCAGUAACCGUGGCAGUUUCGCCACCGCGAAUGGCAUUGGAUUCUUUCAGGCAAAGACCUUACAAUGCAACGGCAUCUUCAUCAUCAUCAAGCACACUUUUUUUCUCGGGUAAUUAGUACUAAUAAGUAGUGGUAUUGAACAAUAUGGAGAUCGAAGAGAAACCAAGAAAUUAGCUUUUGCAAUAACAAGUUGAAUGUCUCUAGUACUAUUCUUCUCCUCUCUUACCUCAGAAAUUUCAAUGUUUAUUAUCAGUUGGUGUUAUUAGCUUAAAUUUUAAUGUUUAAUAUCGUCAACAAAUUUGGACUAAUUGAGCAUCUAACAUAUUUUAUUUUUUUCGCUGCAAUAUAUAUAUUUGUUCCAAUCAUUAUGUAACUAAUAUUUUAAUUAUUUGCAGUGUUUGUAUUAAUUAAUUCUCUGCACGGUAUAAAUUUUACCGAUGGUAAAGUGAAAUUUUGGUUUAAAAAAUUUUCUUUUGAGGUGGUAAAUUUAGUCAGGAACAGGCUGUGUACUUUGCAGGUUUAUUUUUACAUUUUGGGAAUGGAAUUACGACCUUUUUAUCUGGUACUGGAAUUUUUCCGGAAAAUGCAAUGUACAACUGUAUAUAUGAAGAAAGAGAAGAAAAAAAAGAAUCCAACGGAACAGCC
Molecule: messenger RNA, 2195 nt
Organism: Durio zibethinus
Lineage: Eukaryota; Viridiplantae; Streptophyta; Magnoliopsida; Malvales; Malvaceae
Product: squamosa promoter-binding-like protein 8
Cellular component (GO): nucleus
Molecular function (GO): DNA binding
Source: RefSeq, a predicted model, not a curated record